Betta splendens (Siamese fighting fish) is the source of this 3056-nucleotide messenger RNA. Its product is annotated as trace amine-associated receptor 8b-like. NCBI's taxonomy places the organism in Eukaryota, Metazoa, Chordata, Actinopteri, Anabantiformes, Osphronemidae. Gene Ontology annotation, biological process: G protein-coupled receptor signaling pathway. Bases 451 to 1425 code for a protein of 324 amino acids. The record is from RefSeq and is a predicted model, not a curated record. The transcript has 2 exons. Gene Ontology annotation, cellular component: membrane. Gene Ontology annotation, molecular function: trace-amine receptor activity.
UCUGGUUAAAAUGAUAUCCAAAAAAACUUGAACAAAUGAUGAGCGAGUGGGUGGAGCCAGGGACACAACCCAAUCCGUUGUUGUGAGAGGGACAUGAGGGGCUGAUCUGUGUGUAUUUCUCUCUCGUUCUCUGCAUUCCUCUCUGUUAUUUGACACUGAGCUGCUAGCUAAGGUAGCCACAUUUAGAAUAUGUCUGUGUGGAUGUUUGUUUGUGUGGAGCUAAGUGGUUGCAGUGCCUUGUAAAAUCUAAGUGGAACAUGCAUACAUUUUUUUAGAAUUUGAGCCUAAGCACCUAGUUACCACAGCUUUAAAAUUACUUUGAAACAGUAAUGUGGUCCAAAGGGUCAAUUAUCAAUUCAGAGGGCAAAAGGACAGCUUCUUAAGCGCCACCUAGGAUAUAUCUGUUCCAGUUGGAUCAGAAGGCUCUAAGACCUCUAUAGCUUCUCCUCCAUGAUGAUGGAUGAUCCCGACCUCUGCUUCCCUCAGCUCCUAAAUACCUCCUGCAGGAAGCCAAAGCGUCCUCACUCGCCUCAAGUGUUUUUUAUUAACACCCUACUGUCCCUCAACUCUGUGCUCACUGCUGCUCUCAACCUCUUGGUCAUCAUCACCAUCUCUCACUACAGGCAGCUUCACACCCCCACCAACCUCCUCCUCCUCUCUCUAGCAGCCGCAGACUUUAUUGUUGGACUUCAGCAGAUGCCAUUUGGAAUUCUGAUCUGGCACGGCUGCUGGUUCCUCAGUGACAUUGUAUGUGCUCUAAAUUCAUUUUUAGGUUUUGUAACUACUAGUGUUUCUGUGGGGAACAUGUUGCUGAUUUCAGUUGACCGCUACCUGGCCAUCUGUGAGCCAAUGUAUUACCCCACUAAAGUGACUGUAACAGCAGUGAGGCUCUGUGUGUGUCUGUGUUGGAUUCUGUCUGUUAUUUACAGCAGCUGGAUUCUAAGGGACCUCUUCACAAAGCCAGACAGGUAUUUGACCUGUUUUGGAGAGUGUGUAGUUGCCAUUAGUUAUAUUGAAGGAACCGUAGACUUUCUCCUGACGUUUGUGGGUCCCAUAACAGUCAUCAUAGUCCUGUACAUGAGGGUGUUUGUGGUGGCCGUGUCUCAGGCUCGUGCCAUGCGCUCUCAUGUUGUAGCUUUCAAACCUCAGAGUUCAGCAACUGCAAACAAGUCUGAACUGAAAGCUGCCAGAAAUCUAGGUGUGGUAGUAGUUGUUUUCCUCCUGUGCUUCUCACCUUAUUACAUCUACAGUGUUACAGGUGGGAACAACUUAGACAGCCUCUCUCAGAUCUGGCUGCUGUAUUUUAACUCAUGUCUGAACCCUGUGAUAUACGCUCUGUUCUACCCCUGGUUUAGAAAAGCUAUAAAACACAUUAUCACUCUUCAGAUCCUGCAGCCAGGCUCCUGUGAAGCCAAUCUACUGUAGAGGUACUGUACUAAUACUUUGGCUUUUGAGGUUAAAUAUUGAUAAUAAUAACAAAACAAAGCUGAUAUGUUUUAGUGGAAGAUGAAGAAUCAUGGCUCAGCUAAUAGAGUUGGCUUGGGGGAGCGAAAGGUCCCAGGUUCAAAGCCCACCAGAGCACCAAGUGUGUCUUUGAGUAAGACACUAGUUCACCGGGCUAAUCAUUUCCUCAAUGUGGAAUCAAUAUCUAUCUAUCAUUUUUAUUGGAUCUGGGGGUACAAAGUAGAUAUUUUUAACAAUCUACAUUUUAAGUAGUUGCCUCCUUUUAUUGAAAGUUCUUUUGGGAAGGAGGAAGAUUUAUGUUGCUGCACAAUUAGUGUAUGGCAGAGUGACAUAUGCAUACACACAAGGUGUACUGUACAGUUUUUACACUAGGUUGAGUGGAGAGUCCUUAUUGACACUAAAUCUAUCUAAUUAUAUAUUAGUUGGACAUUUAUUUAGAUAUUCUCCUAAAGAUCUUAAUUUAAAAUGUGUAAUUUCUGGAAUGUCUUGUCAUCAAACGACCUUCUCUCUCUCCUUCUUCUCUGUAAACUUUCCACAUGAACCUACAGUACAAUUGUUUUGAUGAAUAAUAUCCUUGUGCAAAUAAUAUCCUCCCAUGCAGGUUAGUUAAAAGUGCACUUUUUAUUAUGUGAAUAUAAAGCUGAAAGUUUAAUUUGCUAAUAAAUUUACUGUUUUCUACCUCAGAAAAAACAGACUUCAUUAAGACAUUCAUAAACACACUUGUGUGUAGUUGUCCUCUGGGCACUGAACAGCCCUUUAAACUGCUGUUGAGACUGUGUAGUCAGUGUUUUUGGUUGGAAACACCUUCUCACAUCAGAGGUGUUAACAGCUAAUGAGCGACAACACAUACAUGAUGCAACCAGCACUUGACAGACAAGUGACUCAAUAAAGUACAGUGAAUGUUUGAUCAUUUAAACUUAACCACAAGUUUUAAUUGUUCACUUUAAUCUCAAUCAUGUGGCGAGAACCUAAACCUUACUAAUCAUUAACACAUGACAAGAAAGUUUCUGCCUGAACAGUAGCACAUGUCAAAAGCCCUGAUCCUUUAACUGUAGACUCAGCUGAUGCUUGUAUUCAGUUUGUUGGCUGCAGUACAGUUUCAGCUGAAAGCUUGCAUAUGCUUAUCAUAAGCACACAUUAUAUGCUAUUCAAUCCAGGUUAUGUUUGUGCUUUGCAGAGGUACAGUAGCUGUAAGGUAAAUUUUAUUAUGUAGUAUCAUGUCAGAAUUUCUAUCAUUUAGAGUAAUAGGACAUUUAUAUUGUCAGAACUACACACACAUCAACUUGGUUUAAACCUUGUAUGAUGCUGAAAGUAAUGAAACUGCAAAGCCCAUUGUUAAAGUCUGUCACUCCAGUCUUUGAAGGUGAUGUGGGUUUUGCCUUUGUAUGACCCUGUUAGUUGCCCUCAAUUUUGGUGUUUAUACUACUUGUCUUCUUUUUUUUUUAAUAACCCUUGUUAAGAUGGCGCUGAGUGUGUUGCACCAAGUCUCAGCAGCUCUGUCCUCUUGUGUUCUUUUCUUUGCGUGUUUUAAUGUUUUUUUUCACCCUAUUUGUAUUUUUUAAAUAAAUCCAUAUGGAGUCGGGAACAAAGUU